This is a messenger RNA of Miniopterus natalensis, 8362 nucleotides long. The record is from RefSeq and is a predicted model, not a curated record. Lineage: Eukaryota; Metazoa; Chordata; Mammalia; Chiroptera; Miniopteridae.
AAGAUAUAUUUUUUUAAAAAAAGAAAUAUCUGCUGAAUGAGCCAGUGAGCAUUGGAUUUAAUCUAGCUGUCAUCAUGGUCAUAGGAACCUGCAGGCAAAGUCUCAGAUGUCAUUUAUUAAAAAGAUCCUAACUGGAAAAUGUUAACCAUUGUAUACUAAUUGUAUUUAUUUGUGUACGGGAUGCAGGUGGCGAUAAAAAUUAUAGAUAAAUCUCAGCUGGAUGCAGUGAACCUUGAGAAAAUCUACCGGGAAGUACAAAUAAUGAAAUUGUUAGACCAUCCUCACAUAAUCAAGCUUUAUCAGGUAAUGGAGACCAAAAACAUGUUGUACCUUGUGACAGAAUAUGCCAAAAAUGGAGAAAUUUUUGACUAUCUUGCUAAUCAUGGCCGGUUAAAUGAGUCUGAGGCCAGGCGCAAAUUCUGGCAAAUCCUAUCUGCUGUCGAUUACUGUCACAGUCAGAAGAUUGUGCACCGUGACCUCAAGGCUGAAAAUCUCCUGCUGGAUAACAACAUGAAUAUCAAAAUAGCAGAUUUCGGUUUUGGAAACUUCUUUAAAAGUGGCGAGCUGCUGGCAACUUGGUGCGGCAGCCCGCCUUACGCAGCCCCGGAAGUCUUUGAAGGGCAGCAGUAUGAAGGACCGCAGCUGGACAUUUGGAGCAUGGGAGUUGUUCUUUAUGUUCUUGUCUGUGGAGCUCUGCCUUUUGAUGGACCAACUCUUCCUAUUUUGAGGCAAAGGGUUUUGGAAGGAAGAUUCCGGAUUCCAUAUUUCAUGUCAGAAGAUUGUGAGCACCUUAUUCGAAGGAUGCUGGUCCUAGACCCGUCCAGACGACUAACCAUAGCUCAAAUCAAGGAGCAUAAGUGGAUGCUCGUAGAAGUUCCUGUACAGAGACCUGCUCUCUAUCCACAAGGGCAAGAAAAUGAGCCAUCCAUUGGGGAGUAUAACGAACAGGUUCUGCGACUGAUGCACAGCCUUGGAAUAGACCAGCAGAAAACCAUUGAGUCUUUACAGAACAAGAGCUACAAUCACUUCGCUGCCAUUUAUUACUUGUUGGUGGAGCGCCUGAAAUCACAUAGGAGCAGUUUUCCUGUGGAGCAGAGGCUAGAUGCCCGCCAGCGGCGGCCCAGCACCAUCGCUGAACAAACAGUUGCCAAGGCACAAACCGUGGGUUUCCCGGUGACCGCGCCUUCGCCAAACGUGCGGCUGAUGCGAUCCGCGCUCGUCCCGCAGGCGCCGGCCGGAGAGGCCUUUUCCUUCGCGGCGCCCGGCUGCCCAGCGGAGGCGGCCUUCAUGGAGGAGGAGUGUGUGGACACGCCCAAGGUCAAUGGCUGUCUGCUGGACCCUGUGCCUCCAGUCCUGGUGAGGAAGGGGUGCCAGUCCCUGCCCAGCAACAUGAUGGAGACCUCCAUCGAUGAAGGACUGGAGACAGAGGGAGAAGCUGAGGAAGACCCCAGCCAGGCCUUGGAUGCAUUCCAGUCCACACGCGGUGGGCAGAGACGGCACACUCUGUCGGAAGUGACCAAUCAGCUGGUCAUGGUGCCGGGGUCAGGGAAAGUUUUCUCCAUGAGUGACAACCCCUCCCUUGACAGUGUGGACUCUGAGUACGACAUGGGGUCUGUUCAGAGGGACCUGAACUUUCUAGAGGACAACCCUUCCCUUAAGGACAUCAUGUUAGCCAACCAGCCCUCACCUCGCAUGACAUCUCCCUUCAUAAGCCUGCGACCGGCCAACCCAGCCAUGCAGGCUCUGAGCUCCCAGAAAAGAGAGGUGCACAACAGGUCGCCAGUGAGCUUCAGAGAGGGCCGCAGGGCCUCGGAUACCUCCCUCACCCAAGGAAUUGUAGCAUUUAGACAACAUCUUCAGAAUCUGGCUAGAACCAAAGGAAUCUUAGAGCUGAACAAAGUGCAGCUGCUGUAUGAACAAAUAGGCUCAGAGGCCCAUCCCAGCCUGGCGUCAGCUGCUCCUCAGCUCCAAGACCUUGCCAGCAGGUGCCCUCAGGAGGAAGCUGCUCAGCAGCAGGAAGUUGUUUCUGCGCUCCCCACCAGCGUGCAUCCCCCGCUGUCCCAGCAGCAGAGCCUGGAGGCCCAGUACCUGCAGCACCGACUCCAGAAGCCCAGCCUUCUGUCAAAAGCCCAGAAUACCUGUCAGCUCUAUUGUAAGGAGCCACCGCGGAGCCUUGAACAGCAGCUGCAGGAGCACAGGCUCCAGCAGAAGCGCCUCUUCCUCCAGAAGCAGUCCCAGCUGCAGGCCUAUUUCAACCAGAUGCAGAUAGCGGAGCGCGCGUACCCGCACCCCGCGCCCCUGCGGUUCCCCUACCAGACUUGUGAGCUGCCGGGCGCGGCCCCCCCGGAGCCAGACUACCCCGCCCCCUGUCAGUACCCCAUGGACGACGCCCAGCAGGGCGGCGGGGCGCCCGCCUGCCCCCGGAGCCCAGGACUGCAGGAGGAGCCCUCCAGCUACGACGCGCUCGCCCUCGCCGAGUUCCCCGGACUCUUUGACUGCGAGAUGCUGGAGGCGGUGGACCCGCAGCACGGCGGCUACGUCCUGGUGAACUAGCCUCGCACGGGAAGUGAGGCGGGUCCACUGGAGGAAGAGCGUGUCUUUUUAUUUUUAUUCCAGCCUUUUACAUUUAAAGCUUAUUUUCCUGCCCUAUCCCUAAGGGGAAGAAACCAACUUGCCCAACUGGAACUGGAGGGCCUGGCCAGGCUGCUGUCACUUCUUCCUGGCUCUGUCCCCCACAGCCUUCUGUGGCAAGCCCUGGCACAUAGCUGUGGGCCGCAGCUCACGCCCUGAGGCCAGGUGGAGCAAGCUCUCAGGGGAGGUGCAGACGUUUUUAUAAGAAGACAUCCAGACUAGGUCUUACACAGAACUACAGUUACGGAGGGGAACCUUGGUGAACGCAGGAGAAAGGCCUGCCAUUGUAUGCGGGGGAAAGGAGGCAGUGCUUUCACUGAAUCCAGGGACAGCGUGUUGCUUAAAGGCAAAUCGAGGACACACAAUGAAAUCUGAUGCACAGGAAACAAAGGAAAGUUGUGCUUUGUCCUUGAAGCAUAAAUUGUGAGCUGCUGAUGCAAGUUGUCCCCAAGACCAUCGCAAAGUGGUAGAGUGUGAGCUGUUUCAGGGGCCACUACCUACCAGCUGGUACUAACCCCUGACUGGCACCGUCUCCACCUGGGUGCACGCAGCACACCUCUUCCGAAGGUGCCCGGGUUACAGACUAGAGUACUCGGGGCUCCCACGAUGUAGCCCAUAGGACCAGCAGGAGAUCCACAGAGUGGACGCUGGAGGUGAGGACCUGAGGAGCCAGCAGGAGCACCAGCCCUGGGCCAGGGAAGGUGGGCGCUUCCCACUAACCUGCGUGGAGACUUCUGGGUCAGGCAGUCGGUCUUUAGAGGACCUCAUGUCUCUUUUAAAACUAUAUGUUGCUAGUAGUUUAUUGAGCUUUGUGUAUUUGGACAGUUCCGUGUAGGGCUUAGAAAUGUUAAGAACAAGAAGAGUGAACUUUUCUCUCCCGUGUGAAGUGGUGGUGCCGUGCCUUUUCCCCGGAUCAUGCUUUAAUUCUUUCUUUUCUGUAGAAACCAAGUUUCCGUCCAUGUUAAUGCUAAAUCCAAAGUCACUUCAGUUUGUUUUCCACCAUGUGGGAACCGCAUUCCUCAUUUCCUUAAAGUCUGACCUGUGAUGAAAUGCUUGAGUAUUACAGCAAUAUUCAAAACCACACGUGUCAACCACGUAAGCAAAUCAUCUGCCAAACCCACUAUUACUAGUAAAACUUGACCCUUACAACUCAUUCAUCAAAGUAAGUAAAGGACAGAUGCUGUGGCCAGUUAACUGUGUACCUAGAAGUAAUAAGUCACCUGUCAUUUGGACAGUAACAUCCAUGUGCUACAAAUUCAGUAUUAUUUACGAAGGCUUAUUUCUGUCCUUCAGAAUGGCUUGUCCUAUCAGCAAAUGAAUGUGUUGAGCACAAGGCAUCUUCCUUAAAGCACAAAGAAGAGAGAUACCAUACUGAUGCUGCAUCCAGGACACCUGUACGUUGCCUUUCCUCUCUGUAGUGAGGGUCCGGGCAGGUGAGGAGCAGCAGGAAGGUCUGAGUUCUGUUCUGCCCCCGGCCGCCCCUCCGGGCACCGGUAGAGCAGCCCUUGUUCCUGGUUCCACCUGGGCCAGACCCCACACAGGGCCUCUGCAUGAGGCGGGACCCUGGGUGUCAGCGAGGAAGGCUGCGGUGGAGGGCAUUCCUUUCUGUGAGAGGAACACACGUGAAAACCCACGAGGAUGAGUUAUGUUCCUUCUGUGGACGGUUUUCCCCUCUCGUGCUUAAGAUUGAUGAUUUCAUGAAAUAGACACUUCAUUUAAGAACUCUUUCCAUUAAGAUCUCUAAUCUGUUUUAAGUCUUUGCAAAAAUAUGCCAGUUAUAAAACAGGGCUUAAUUUGUUUAGACUGAAAGAUGUUUUCCCAAAAUAUACUAUCAAAGUGCUAUAAUAUUUAUGAAAUUUAAAUCUUUCCAUAUUGAAAGUCACGGGCCGCUCAUCUCAGUCACGGGGUGGCACAGUUACAGAUGGGCAGAAACCCCUGCCCCCAACACGACCAGGAGCCCUGCAGCCCAGGAAACCCAGGAGCCAUGCAAGAUGAUCAGGCCCACAGGCGGGGGACAGCAGAGAGGCUGUUGGAAAGCUAAGGGACCCAGAAAUAGACCUCGGAAGCACCCAGCAGUGGCCAGGUCCAUUAGGGACCGACGAGCGGCGCAGGCACCACCUGGUGUGCAGUGCGAGCUGGCCCGCUGGGCCCGUGGUGUCAGCUCCUGUUUGCUUUUCCUGUGUAUUUCAAGCAGAAAUCAAUAAAUUCCAUGGCCAUCUGCAUUCACUGAAAUGGAAGCUGGUGAGAGGAGGCUGGUCCUGUGGUCGGUCAGGACUUUUCCCGGCCCUGUCUAGUCAUCCCUGCUGCUCUGUCCCCUGAUUAGCGACUGUGUGAGCUUCCAAGCAGCUUUCUCCUCACAAACACUAAAGGGACACUAAGAAGGCUGGCCGCCCCCCUCCCCGGCUGCUCUGAGCCGCCUCGGCCCGCUUCCCGUUGCAGUGUGUACACUACUGUAUGGCUGUUGUCACCUUGUUAUCUGUAAACCAGGCUCCUCGGAAGAGACUGGGUGAGAGGAACAUGAGGUAAAAAUUUCAUUCGGCAAAAAGUGCAAUAUGUGUGGUACUUUAUUGUUUGUUUAUGUCCUUUUAAUCCAGGGUGUUAGUCUCUGCUCCGGGAGAAAUGCACUAGUUCUGCAAUUUCCAGUUGGGCAAGAGUGUCUCUGGUUUGUACGUGCAGCUGACGUGCUGGGCUCUGCAAGGCAAACAGCGCACGUUAGCACGGAAAGGGGUGGGUCUGCGCUCACUGCGCCCAUCCCGGCGCCCCCCCCCCCAGCCUUGCCCUCCUGCUGCCUUGAGAACAGAGAAGGGACAGGGGUUCUCCUAAGCAGCCACCCUAAAAUGUCACUUCAUGAGAAACACCCUGGGCCCCGGAGGAGGGCUGGGAAACGGGCUGCAGGACUCUUUGUUCUGGUUUGAACAGAACCCCUCCUUCCUGUGUCAGCCACUUCCCAGCAAAGAGAGUCCCUUCCUCGGAAGUGAACUCCGUGUCUCAGCGGGGCCCUGAGUUGCUUAGCAGCCUGGCAGGAGCCUGGGGCUGAAGUCGGCCCUUCCCCUCAGAGGCCCCAGAGCACCGAGGGCCUGGGCCCUCAUUUGGGGAGAGGACCAGCCUGUGGGAUUGUCCUCCCGCCGUCCCCAGGCCCCUGCAGAAGGGACUCCUGUCCUGGGGUGCCAGGCUCUCCCACUGCCCCACACUGUGAUCAGCACCUGAAGGCUCUUGGAGAAAACCCCUAAUCGCAGGGCUGGGAAGAGGGUGUGUUUCCAGCUGGAGAGUGAGCGGGUGGCCAACCAGGCAGUAAGGAAAGGUGAGGAGCAGCCGCUUCCCACCCGGUUGGCCAGGGGUCCGGGGGUGUGGCGGCCAGAGCAGCUGCUGAGGGGCAGGCAGUUCAGACACGUGGAGACGGCGAAACCAGUGGGUUCCUUUGUGGGGCCCUCGGAUCCCUAGUGUAGCCCAGGUCCUUCCAAACCAGGGUCUGUAUUGGGGUCAGCAUUCUCAGCUCCGGAUUAAUUUAAAAACCUGUAUCAACAUUUACACUUAAGCUCCCUAUUGCUUUAAAGGAAAUUCAUACUCCAGAUAACUUUUUCACAUUCCUCCUCCUUUAGAGACGAUACAUAGUGUCCUUUGGCAACACUGGUCCCAGGAACGGUUGCAUAGUUGUGUGCCAGGGCUGACCUUGGCCGCGCCUGGACCCCCUAAGCUGGGCUACCUCUGCUGCCUCCUGGAAGCCACCUGAGCCGCUUGCUCUCUUUGUGCCUAGACAGCAAAGGUCAAAACUGGAGAACAGGCAGUAAGUUGGGGGUCAUUGUAUAGGCGGCGAUAUUGGAUCAUUUUGUUGCUUCUGGAAAUUUUUACAGAGCUUAUCUUCAGAGUGAUGUAUGAAGACCAGCAGUGUCUGCCUCUGUUUCUAAGUGUGUAUGGCCCUCUAACAGGUUCAGCAGCGUGGCCCCCCCUGGCCUGUGGCCCAGGGAGUGAUGAGUUACAGAGCUCUGUCCCGGCCUGUGGCCCCUAGAAGCCCCAAGGUGACACAGGGCAGACCUAAGGCCCUUGUGGCCCCGGAUUCCCUGGUCCCACAGUGCCCCUCACGUGCUUACCACUUUCCCCCACUAAGGUCACCUGGCUUGUUCCAGAAGGUUUACAGCCACCCUCGCUAGUUGCAUCACCAUCUAUGUCACAUCCCCUGUGGGCAGGUUUCAACACGCGGCAGAACUGGGUGCACAUGGUCACACAGAUUGAGAAAUAGGCAGCGUGGCCCGUAGACUUGGCCAGUGGUGGUCCUGACGUGCCCGCCCAGCGCUCAGCUCCUGUCCAAAGGAGCGCCUGCUUGGGUUUGCCGUUAACUCACCAAGCACUUUCACAGUGGCCUCUUCGCACGGUCACAGUUCUCUGAAACUAGCUGGGCAGGUACAGUUCUCAUUUUUAUAGCCAAGGAGACCAAAGCUCUCGAAAGUCUGUGGCUCACCAGAGGGCGCAGCUGUCAGUGGAGGAGCCAGACAAGCUCUGGGCUUUCUGGCUCUCACUGCACGUUCCUCCUCAUCAUGGCAGUUGGUGCUUCAUGAGCAAACAGCCGUAGGUACAAAGCCCCCUGUUGGUUAGGGACUGCGUGCGACAUUGUCCCCCCAACCUCAUUCUCCGCCGACAGCUGCCUGGCUUGGAGGGAGAGGUGCCCUCCAGGAGACCACUGCCUUGCCCAGGUGGCCCUCCUCGGGCAGACGCAGCUAAGGGAGACACGGCCCCGCAGGUGACCCUCCUUCCAGGUCCCGGUUAACUGCAGAAGUUUAGGUUCACAUUAAAGACAUCUGGUUUCUCCAAGUUACACCACACGGUCACUUCCCACAGAAUAUAUGCUAGAAGGACAUGCUCCUCCUUGACCAAGGGGUCAGAUGGCUCAGCAGCAGCCCACCGCUGCCGGCCAACAGACUCGGCCCCAAGAAGGGGCCGCUCUGACAAGAGUCUGAACUCAGCCUGGGCCUUGGGAGGGGUGCAGUGUUUUCCAUUUAAGGCCCAUCAAGUAAAAGUGUGAUUAGACACUGUGGUUAAAAAAAUAACAUACUUUGGUACUUUGUCUUUUCAGAGGCAAAGUGGGCAGGUAGAGGGGAGCUUUAAAAAUAGAAUAAGAGCAUCCUGGAAAAAUACGACCGCAGAUUAGAAUAACGUUACAUUAGCAAAUACAGGUAACGGGCUUGCCCGGGCUGGGUGAAGCUGGCCUGCAAAUCAGCUCAAUCGAGGAAAUUCAAGCAGUGAUACCUCCCCACCCCGAUGGUGAAUUGCCUCCACCAAAACCCUAAUGGGAAACGGAGCAGACAGAACAGGAGCCUGGCUUCCCUCUGGAGCCACUGAAGAAACACAGGGACAGAGGUAUUUGCACUGUGCAGGAAGGCAAGGCGACGCGCUUAUUUCUGAGAGAGAGGGUCUCUGCUGGAGGUCUGGUCUGUGAAAGAGUUAACUUUUGAUAAAGUUCAUCUAAUUCUGGUUAUUUUUAAUGUGUGCUUUUUUUAGACUAAGGACUAAGUGGUGAGUUCAACAGCUUUGGUAUUUUGAGUACAAAUCAUAAUAGCUUCAAUGUGAAAAAAUUUUUAAAAAUGUAACCUGUCACUCAAUGUUAGAAAAGAGCCUAAAAUGCAGUUUAAUAAAUGAUCUUUGUAUCAAACACUAAUUUAAAUGGGGUAAUUUUCUGCAAGGAAAAUAUACUGUUUUUACAUUUCCAGCACUCUUGAAUUAAAAUAAAAACAACUUA